AUGGCAAGAAGGGCGGUGCUGAUCGGCUGCAAUUACCCGGGGACAAAGGCGGAGCUCAGAGGCUGCAUCAACGAUGUCCAGCGAAUGUACAGCUGCCUCAUCGAGCGCUACGGUUAUUCGGCGGACGACAUCACGGUACUCAUCGACACAGACGAUUCCUACACCCAGCCCACGGGCCGCAACAUCCGUGCUGCACUUGCCGAUCUGGUCGAUUCGGCCCGCCCCGGAGACUUCCUGUUCGUCCACUACAGCGGCCACGGCACCCGCCUCCCAGCGGAGACAGGCGAGGACGACGACACCGGCUACGACGAGUGCAUUGUCCCCACGGAUAUGAAUCUCAUCACCGAUGAUGAUUUUAGGGAGCUUGUGGACAAAGUGCCACAGGGUUGCCAGAUCACCAUCGUGUCCGACUCCUGCCACAGCGGAGGCCUUAUAGACGAAGCCAAGGAGCAAAUUGGCGAGAGCACCAAAAAAAUUGACGACGAACGAGAAGAUGAAGAAGAAGAAGAAGACAGCGGAGGAUUCCGGUCGGGGCUUAAGAAAUUCCUCCACCGAAAAGUCGAGGACGCAAUCGAGUCGCGCGGCAUUCACCUACACUGCCAUAAAGAAGAAGAAAAUUCGGAAGAGGAAUACCAAGGCCAAGACGGGGUCCUUAUCAAGAACAAAUCCCUCCCCCUCUCGACCCUCAUCGACAUACUCAAGCAGAAGACAGGCAAGGAUGACAUCGAUGUCGGCAAGCUCCGCCCGACCCUCUUCGAUGUCUUUGGGGAGGACUCAAGCCCCAAGGUCAAGAAAUUCAUGAACGUCAUUUUCAGCAAAUUAGGACAGGGCCAGGGAGAGGGUGGGGAAAGUGGUGGGUUCAUGGGCAUGGUGGGGAGUUUGGCCCAGCAAUUUUUGAAGCAGAAGCUUGAAGAAAACAAUGAAGAUUAUGCGAAGCCCGCCUUAGAGACUCACGUGGGGAGGAAAGAGGAGGCUUACGCGGGAGCCACGAAAAGGGCCCUGCCAGAUAGUGGCAUUCUCAUUAGCGGCUGCCAGACGGAUCAGACGUCUGCAGAUGCCACCCCAUCUGGGGAUCCGAGUCGCGCAUAUGGGGCUCUGAGCAAUGCUAUACAGACCAUAAUUGCUGAGUCAGGUGGGAGGAUUAGUAACCAGGAACUGGUGCUCAAGGCCAGGCAGCUUUUGAAGAAACAGGGCUAUACUCAGCGCCCAGGGCUGUACUGCAGCGAUUAUCAUGUCAAUGCAUCUUUUGUUUGCUAA
Messenger RNA from Striga hermonthica, 1257 nucleotides. The record is from the annotation of a GenBank genome assembly. NCBI's taxonomy places the organism in Eukaryota, Viridiplantae, Streptophyta, Magnoliopsida, Lamiales, Orobanchaceae.